Entrophospora candida is the source of this 135-nucleotide messenger RNA. Lineage: Eukaryota; Fungi; Glomeromycota; Glomeromycetes; Entrophosporales; Entrophosporaceae. The record is from the annotation of a GenBank genome assembly.
GUUCUUCAAUUGCAAGGAAUGACUCAUUCCAAAAUAUUUCAUUUGACAGCAAAAGGAAACUUGCAAAAAUUGCAGGUGUUGGCAAUUGCUGUUUAUGAUGAGUUUUCAUCUGAUGUUAUAAAUAGGAAUGAUUAA